Messenger RNA from Plasmodium vivax (malaria parasite P. vivax), 3039 nucleotides. Its product is annotated as bifunctional aminoacyl-tRNA synthetase, putative. Gene Ontology annotation, biological process: prolyl-tRNA aminoacylation. The coding region runs from base 742 to 3039 and encodes 765 amino acids. NCBI's taxonomy places the organism in Eukaryota, Apicomplexa, Aconoidasida, Haemosporida, Plasmodiidae. The transcript has a single exon. Gene Ontology annotation, cellular component: aminoacyl-tRNA synthetase multienzyme complex; cytoplasm. Gene Ontology annotation, molecular function: proline-tRNA ligase activity; ATP binding; aminoacyl-tRNA deacylase activity. The record is from RefSeq and is a predicted model, not a curated record.
ACUCGAAGGAAAGAAAUAUUCUCGAUUGUUCCCUCAGAGCAGCGCAUUAUGUUCCUAAGCACGACCAUCGUUGCCACUCUCCCUGCAUUUGUAUUUCUACUGAAUUGUUUCUUUUUACAUGUAGCGUGCGGCAAGUAUGUAUGUACUUACUUGUGCAUUCUCAUAAGCGUGUCAUUAUCAUGCCCUGUUUAUGUGGCCGUUCCAGCGCGAUCGAAGUUGAGAAGAUCACCCCUGCGUGUACGUAUAUGCAUAUGCGUAUAAAUGUAUAAAUAUAUGCAUGUAUACAUAUGUAUAUAAAUGCAUACAUAUAUAUUAUAAAUAUAUGUACCUUUUUAUGCAAAUGCUAAGGACCCAUUUGCGUCGAAUCGAGCGCCAUCCCACACGAGUGUAUCCUUUUCUCUCCACGUCACCCCCCUGCACAACUGCGUUGCCAAUUUGAUGAUCUGCCGUUCGCAGCUCGAACAGAGGUGAAGCCAACCGUGUUCGCUUAGCCACCUUCGUAAUUUCUCGUUGAGGACAUCCGUCCUGCUGCUUACCCCGUCAAAGGCUGCAUCGACUGCGUAAUUUUUGUUCCACAUUUGAAGUGCUAACAAGUCGAGCGUUCCUGCCUCACCAGAAAGGGGAGAAAUAAAUUGAAGCAAGUCCAAAAGAGGGCAACUAAGCAUAAACACGGAUCGGUAAACAGAAUUGAGAAGUCUACCCCUUCGCCCACCCCCCUCGUGACGGUAUCAUGACAAGUUCAUGAGACUGCUAAAACCCUUUUUAGAUACCUCAGUAAAAGGCUCCAAUUACAGCAACCACUGCGUGAACGCAUUUGUGAGGAGAAGUUCCAUUUUGAACAAAAUGAGUAGCCCCAGUUGCGAAGAAAACGUGCCAGAGGAGGAAUUGAAGAAGGCUGAAGUGUUAUGCAAAGAGCUAGACGAACUAAAAAUUCAAUACAAAGAAGUGAAGCAUGCAAAGGCCAACUCGAUUAAGGAUCUCCUAGAUAUGAAUUUAGAAAACUCAAAAAAUAUUAUAAAAAAUUUAUUCCUCAAAGAUAAAAAAAAAAAUUAUUUCUUCCUAUGUACAGUAAACUGGAAAACAGUCGACUUAAAAUAUUUGUCCAGCCUUUUUAAAACGUCCAAUUUAAGAUUUGUAGAUGAAGGGAAUUUAAAAAGCAUGCUGAAUUUGCUGCCAGGCAGUUUAACUCCCCUUGCUUUGAAAUUCGACCAGGAAAAUCUUGUGAAGCUAUAUUUUGACGACGAAUUGAAGAGCAUGGAAGAUAUGAUUGUCCACCCAAUGCACAACUACAGCAGCUUGUACAUGAAGCAGGAGGACGUCGUCAAGUUUUGUCAACUGCAUAACCACGCCCCGGAGUACAUCCACAUCGAGGAGGGGAAGGACAAACUGAAGAAGGAGGACGGGCAGCUGGAGGAGGACAAACUGGAGAAGCAAAAGGGGGGAAGCGGCAUUGGAAGCGGUGUUGGAAGCGGCGUUGGAAGCGGUGUUGGAAGCGGUGUUGGCAGCGGCGCGAACGCGGGAAAGGACGACCAAGCGAAGGACGCCAAUAUCCUGGGAAUCACAGCCAAGAAAACGACGAGCUUCUCCGAAUGGUACACACAAGUCAUUGUGAAGAGCGAGCUGAUAGAGUACUACGACAUCUCCGGGUGCUACAUCCUCAGACCCGCCUCGUACUACAUAUGGGAAUGCGUGCAAGCCUUUUUCAACAAAGAAAUAAAAAAAUUGGAUGUGGAAAAUUCGUAUUUCCCCCUCUUUGUAACGAAGAACAAAUUGGAGAGGGAAAAAAAUCACAUAGAGGGUUUCAGCCCAGAAGUUGCGUGGGUAACAAAAUAUGGCGAUUCGACUCUCCCUGAAGAAAUAGCCAUUAGGCCAACGAGCGAAACGAUUAUGUAUUCCGUUUUCUCCAAAUGGAUCAGAUCGCAUAGGGAUUUACCCCUUAAACUGAAUCAGUGGAACACGGUCGUUCGAUGGGAAUUUAAACAACCCACCCCGUUUAUCAGGACGAGGGAGUUUCUGUGGCAAGAGGGACAUACGGCUCAUAAAAAUGAAGAAGAAGCGGUCAAAAUGGUUUUCGACAUAUUGGAUUUGUAUAGAAGAUGGUACGAGGAAUGUUUAGCCGUCCCAAUUAUUAAAGGGAUAAAAAGUGAAGGGGAAAAAUUCGGAGGAGCCAAUUUUACAUCCACCGCAGAGGCGUUUAUAAGUGAAAAUGGAAGGGCCAUCCAAGCAGCCACAUCCCACUACCUCGGUACGAACUUUGCCAAGAUGUUUAAAAUCGAAUUUGAAGAUGAAAAUGAAACGAAGCAGUAUGUACAUCAGACCUCCUGGGGGUGCACCACCAGAUCGAUUGGAAUUAUGAUCAUGACCCAUGGGGAUGACAAAGGGUUAGUUUUACCACCCAAAGUUGCUAAAUUUAAAGUGGUCAUUGUGCCAAUCCUUUACAAGAACACGGAUGAAAAUGUUAUUUUUAACUAUUGCAAAGAUAUUGAGAAGGUGCUGAAGAGUGCCCAAAUUAAUUGCAUCUUUGAUGAUAGAGAUUUGUAUUCCCCUGGGUACAAAUUUAACCACUGGGAGUUGAGGGGAGUGCCCAUAAGGAUAGAAGUGGGGCCCAAAGAUAUUCAAAAUAAUUCUUGCCUUUGUGUAAGGAGAGAUACCAACGAAAAGUUCAAUGUGAAGAAGGAGUCCGUUUUGCUAGAAACACAACAGAUGCUUGUUGACAUCCAUAAGAAGCUUUUCCUAAACGCGAAAAAGAAAUUAGAUGAUUCCAUCGUGCAAGUCACCAGCUUCAGCGAAGUUAUGGACGCCUUAAAUAGGAAGAAAAUGGUCCUAGCCCCAUGGUGUGAGGACAUAUCAACAGAGGAGGAAAUAAAGAAAGAGACGCAGAGAUUAUCUCAGAACCAGGCUAACACGGAGACGUCUCUUUCCGGCGCUAUGAAGCCUUUGUGCAUUCCUCUAGAUCAGCCGCCACUCCCGCCGAACACGAAAUGCUUCUGGUCGGGGAAGCCCGCCAAGCGGUGGUGCCUCUUUGGAAGAAGUUACUGA